AUAUAUAUAUUAAGCUUCCCGGAAUGGUUAUGGCUCCUUGGCAAUGUUUCAAGAGUUAAAAAGCCUCCAUUGCAAGAGUGGGACAUCCCUUAUGUUGUUAUGUUGUAAAGGUCACCUUAGUGAUCGUCAAGUAAAAAAAAAAAAAAAUGAUCCUAAGGGUGAAGCUCAUGUUCGUGUAAUAAUUUCAAUGCUCAAUGUGAAAAACAAAUGAUGUAUGAAUUUUUUUUGGGAUGUGAAUAGGCCGUGUUAAACAAAAAUCCGGCCAAGAGAGGUGCAAAUUGACUUCUUGGAACAUUAUCUUGAAUUUCUCUAGGAAGGAAGUGUGUCUUGAAAAUGAUUUUUCACUUUAUGGGUGGAUAUAGGUUUAUAAGUGGAAAGAAAUUAACAUUCUCACUAUUUUAUGGUGUCAUGAGUAAGUCUUCUUUGAGCUUAAGCUUCCUUGUUAGAAUGUUGAUAAUCAUUUGUUUUUUAUCUAUUCAUUUGAUAAAUUUGGAAGGUUCUUCAAUCCUUAUGUUUAUUAAUUUUGUCUAAAGUUAAGCUCUUGGUAGCAUCCUUGAUCAAUAUGAAUCAAUUCUAACUCCUUGAUUGAAAGACAAGUAUGUCAUUCUAUUGUAUUUUAGCCUUGGUGAAUCAAAUUUUCAAUUUUUGGAAAGCUUGUUGGAGUAUUUCUUGUGUCUUAUCGUCAGUUUUUUUGUCUAAGUCUUUUUUCAGUAGGGUGUCGAUCGAUCUGCUGAAUUUGUGGAUCGAUCCACUGUGUGCACAGUCUUGUGACCGAGAGCCCUUGAACGAAUUGAGGAUCGAUCCACCAAGAUCGAUACCACUUGCUCCAACACUUAGAAAUUUUCGUGAAAAGUUUCCUGCACAAUUUUUUCCAUUGAGAGCUCUUGAACGAAACUUGGAUCGAUCCACCAAGAUCGAUACCACUUAUCUCUUAGUAAAAAAAAAUUCCUAUUUUGUCCUUGGUCUUGUGAGUUUUUUUAAAGAGGAUAUAAGGGGUAAAAUUGUCAUUCCGUGUAAAAAAAAAAAAAUCAAAAUCCCCAAUCUUUAAAAACCCCUCUUCCAUUCUCAAUUGAGCCCUAAUUUCAAAAUCUUUCAAAAAGGGUCUUCAUCUUCUUCUUCUUUUCUUCUUCAUUGCAUAAGCUUCCACCACCAUGGUUGCUGAAAUUUAUUUCUGAUGAAGUCCUCCUCCGUCAUCAUUCUUUUCAACAUUGGAAAUCUCUACAUCAAUGUUUCAUUGGCACCAUUUCUUUUCCGGAGUGGCUCAUUCACGGGUUUCUUAGCUUAAGCUAUCUUUUUCAGGAACCUUGGGUGUUCGGUUUGUCCAUCUUUCUCUCCACCAUUAGCUUAAUCUAGAUGCUUUCUUUGUGUGGAAUCCUUUCACAACAUAUUUUUUUUGAGUUUCAUUUUUGCCUUGGAUUGUUUUUGCUUUCUAGCAAUGUUAAUCCUAGGCUUUGUUUGCUCAUUGUGAGUGCCCUCUAUACAUUUUCAUGCUUGGAAUCUAUUUUCAUGGUGAUAAAGCAUUUUUUUGGAAGUUUUUAAAUGAAACCAUGUGAUGAGAUUUAGGGGGAGUUUCGUAUAUCUUAUGAUGGGAGUUAAGGGGAGAUUCUUGUAUCCUAUAUUUUUUUGGGGAUGUUGAUAUGGAUGCUUGGUAAUAUGUGAAUACUUGAUUUUUGAGUAUUUGACAUUUUGUUGAAAUGUGGAUGUUUGUUGAUUUGGAUGUGAGAUAUUCUACUAAUUGAAUUGUCAUCCAUUUGUCUUUUUUCUUGGAUAGAAAGGGAGAGAUUGUGGCCCUUUGUCUCUUUCUAGGACAAAAAGGGGAGAGACAUUGUAGUUAUUAUUUUGGUGAUUGGAUAUAUGUGGAUAUCUAUGUGUUAAUUCAUUCAAAUCUUGUGGAAGUGCCUUAGAAUAUGUACAGGUGCUACUAAUGUUUUUCUUGAGAUUUUUUUUGCAGGUAUUAUAGUACCUAGGUUGUGGUUUUGAGUGAGUGAGUGGCCUUAUAUGAGAGUUGGGCGGGGCUUACUUACUUGUACUCAUUCGUGUUGUAAAGGGUUUUGUCCCAGAAUUGCCAAAGGGGGAGAUUGUGAGUGUUUAGCUAGGUUGGCAAUUCCGGACAAAAUUCCUAAGUGUCCCCUAACUCGGCUUUUCUAUUCCUAUUCGGACUACUUGACUUUGAAGACUAAGACUUUGCUAAGAGGCCGAAGUAUGUAGCUGAGUGUGUGGUGAUUGGAUGUGAAUCAACCCGGUUUUUAAUCUUUAAAUGUGUUAGAAAGUUGGGAAAAAUGGUUUUUGGUGCAAGGCUUUCAUUCCUCUGUUUCUGGAUCGAUCCAGGUGUAGGGGUGGAUCUAUCCAACUAAUGUUUUUUUGAUCAAAUCUCAGCCAUUAGAUUAAGGGUUUCUUUUUACACUUUAAAAACCAAUCUUCUCUCAUUUUUUGGUGAGAGAGACUGCUGAAAACGUGGGGGGAGCAGCCACACUCCAAGGGUUCUUCAUUUCUCAUUUUUGCUUUCCUAAAUUGGGGUUUUUGAUUGCAAAGAAAAUCCAUUUCUCUUAAUGUUUUCAAAACUGUUUUCAAUGGAUUUUCUUGUGCAAUAAAUGGGUUGAUUCAUUCCUUCAUUCACAUCUAAAUCUCUCAUUCUAUUUGGGUUGUGCAAAAACCCAUUUUCUUCUUGUGUGGAUUCAAGAAGAGGCCGAGAUUGAACUUGGUGCGGACUCCAAGUGUGCUCCAAAAUGAGAAGCUGAAAAUAAAGGUACUAGUCAAGUAUUCCGGGAAGGAUUGGUUGGCUUGAGCUAGGUAAAACCUUGUACUCAGUUUUUAUUCUUCAUAGUGGAGUUUUCAAUCGGUGAUAGGCUCGUGGUUUUUGAUCUCUUCAGAGGUUUUCCACGUUAAAAAUCCGGUGUUCAUUGUCUCUUUCUCUCACUCUAUAUUUUGAUUUAUUUUUGAGGAGUGUUGAAGCAUUUGCAUGUGUUUUGCAUUUAUAAAUUGUUGGGAGAGUGUUGAUGCAUACAUUAUUGCUUGUGGAUGUUUUGCUUUGUUGAAAAGUUAUUAGAAGAAAAAUUUCUUGACAUUAAGAUAGUCUAAGGUUAGGUAAUCUUUGUUGGGAGAAUUUUUAAAUUGUUCUACAACACCUAUUCACCCCCCCUCUAGGUGUAGUUCAUUAUUGAGAUUCACAUUUUCAAGAGCAUUAUUUUGCAUCAUUUGUAUACCUUUUACUGGAAGAAACAAAGGCUCAACUCUCUUUAGGUUUGGAGCUUAUUUCCAGGGCACCUUUUGCUGAAGUUAUCUGUAUUGACAAGGUUGAACCAGAUGAAGAAUUACUAUACAAUGUCAGGGUUGAUUACUGGAGAAACAGGUCCGCUGGCCGUUGUCUGGACCCUUAUAGAACAGUGCCUGGAGAUCUUGUUAUUUUUGCAGAUUCUAAAUUUGAAACUUUUUCUGAUGUACAAUGCUUGGGGAGGAAGACAUGGGCUUUUGCAUUGGUCACUGAAGUCAGAGAGAAUGAGAUUGAGGAUGAUGGUACGACUGUUUGUUUUAAAGUCAGAGUAUCAAAAGAGAGAACAGAAGGAGAUGGGAAGAAAUGGACCUUCAUGUAUUUCCUAAUUAAUAUAACAACUGGUGAAAGAAUUUGGAAUGCACUACACAUGUCUGGGAAUCUGAAUAUUAUCAAACAAGUUUUGUUCACUGAUUCAAAGGUUAAAGAAAGUUGUGAACUCUGUCCUGAGAGCAGCAGUGGAGUAUGCACUGAAAAUUUUGGCACAAUCCUAUCGUCUAAGCUGAAUAAGUCUCAAAUGGCUGCGGUUUUGGCUUCACUUCGUAAAAUUCACUGCAACCACAAGUCAUCUGUGGAACUUAUCUGUGGCCCACCAGGAACAGGGAAGACUAGAACUAUUAGUGCAUUGCUAUGUGCUCUCUUGGGAACAAAUAUAAGGACUCUUACUUGUGCUCCAACUGCUGUUGCAGUUAAGGAGGUGGCAUCUCGGGUUAUGAAGCAUUUGAAAGAGUCAUUCGAAACGGACCCUCAGAAGGAUGCUUCGCUUUGUUCCUUGGGAGAUCUCUUCUUUGGUGACUAUGACUCCACUGGAGUUGGUUCAGAGAUGAAAGAGAUAUAUUUGGAUCAUCGUGUAGAAAGACUGGCAAAGUGCUUUGAGCCACUAAAUGGUUGGAGGCAUUCUUUCAACUCAAUGAUAGUUUUCCUUGAAGGUGGUGUUUCUGAGGACCAUGUCUCUGAAGAUGAAUUGUCUAAAAUGGAGGAAGGCAGCAUUGAAGGUAGCAAGGGAAAGAGAAAAACAUAUCUUCAGUUGGCAAGAGAGCAGUUCAAAUCUACUUCUUUGCAUCUCAGGGAACUUGUCAAUACUCUCUCUACCCAUAUACCCAAAAGCUUUAUUAUGGAACACAACUUCCAAGCAAUGUUAUCUCUUCUAGGCUUCCUCAGUUCUUUUGAAUCUUUGUUGCAUCAAGACAAUAUGGUUUCUGAAGAACUAGAAAACCUGUUUGCAGGGAAAGAAAAUGUGAAGCAUUCUUCUAAGUCUGUUGCGGAUUCAUCAACCUUGAUGUACAUCAGAAGCGAAUGCCUUCACAUUCUAAAAAAUCUUCAGAAUUCGCUUGAUGAGCUUCAAUUUCCAAAGAAUAUCAGAAAAGAUUUGUUAAUAGAUUUCUGUUUUCAAACAGCUUCUUCUAUUUUCUCCACUGCUUCUGAUUCGCAUAAACUGCAUUUGGUGGAUAUGAAGCCAUUAAACAUUUUGGUUAUUGAUGAAGCUGCACAGUUAAGAGAGUGUGAGUCAACCAUUCCACUCCAACUUCCUGGUAUAAAGCUUGCUAUUCUGAUUGGGGAUAAGUUCCAAUUACCCUCAAGAGUGACAAGCAAUAUCUGUGAUAAAGCCGGCUUCGGGAGAAGCUUAUAUGAAAGAUUGAGUUCACUGGAUCAUGCAAAGCACUUCCUCAAUCUGCAGUACCGAAUGCAUCCAUCAAUCAGUUUGUUUCCAUGCUCAAAUUUUUAUGCCAAUCAAAUAUUGGAUGCUCCAAAUGUUAAGCAUAAAGCCUAUGAAAAAAAAUAUCUUCCCGACCCAGUUUUUAGACUAUAUUUAUUCAUAAAUAUUUCUUGUGGGAGGGAGGAAGUGGAUGAGGUUGGACACAGUGUGAAAAAUAUGGUUGAGGUGGCUGUUUUGAUGAAGAUAGUACAGAAUCUAUACCAAGCUUGGAGGAGUGGAAUAAAGGAAGAGCUUAGAAUUGGUGUACUAUCCCCAUAUACUGCUCAAGUACUUGAAAUUCAAGAAAGACUCAAGCAGAAAUAUGAGAACAACGAUAUGUUUUCAGUAAAGGUACAGACAAUUGAUGGGUUCCAAGGUGGAGAAGAAGAUAUAAUACUGAUAUCAACUGUACGAGCUAAUAAUUUUGGAUCAGUUGGGGUGAUGGCCGAUGUUAAAAUAACUAAUGUUGCUUUGACAAGAGCUAGACAUUGUCUUUGGAUUUUGGGGAGUGAAAGGACCCUAGUUAUGAGUGAAACAGUGUGGAAAGAUAUUGUCCAUGAUGCUAAGGAUCGACAUUGUCUUUUGAAUGCUGAUGAAGAUUGUGAUUUGGCCAAUACCAUGUUUAAGGUCAAGGCGGAGCUUCAUGAACUGGAUGAUUUGCUUAAUAGGGAUAGUUCACUGUUUAACAGUGCUAGAUGGAAGGUUAUUUUCAGUGAAAAUUUUAGAAAAGCGUUCUAUAACUUGAAGUCAUCUCAUACUCAGAAUAUGGUCAUCGCCUUAUUACUAAAACUGUCAACUGGCUGGCGACCUAAAAGGAGGAAUAUAGAUUUGCCUUGUGAAAGUUCUUCCAAGAUUUUGAAAAAAUUCAAGGUGGGAUAUCUGUACAUUGUUUACUCAAAUGAUCUUCAGAAGGAAUGUGGCUACUAUACCCAGGUUCUUAAGGUUUGGGAUAUAUUAGCAUUGGAGGAUAUUCCGAAGCUGGUUAAACACCUUGACAGCCUAUUUGAAAUGAACACUGAUGAUUAUCUCAGUCGUUGCAAGAAGAAAUCUUGGGAGGGGGAAUUGGAAAUUCCAAUGAGUUGGACAACUUCAUAUGAUAUUGUUCAAUACAAGAGUCUUAGCAAUAAUGCAACUGGUAAAAUUUCAAAUGUUAGUGGUCUGGCCAGAAGAGGCGGUUUUGAGAACUCAAUUGUGAGUGAGAGCUUUUUAAUUAUGAAAUUUUACUCCGUGACAUUUAAUAUGGUGCGACACUUUAUUUCUGGCCAUGAUGGUAGAGAACUGGAUCUUCCCUUUGAAUUAACUGACCAAGAGCGGGAGACCAUUUUCUUCAAUAGAAGCAGUUUUAUACUUGGAAGGUCUGGCACCGGGAAAACUACAGUUUUGAGCAUGAAGCUAUUCCAGAAAGAGCAAUUGUUUCAUAUUGCUUCAGAGGGAUUAUAUGAAGUUGAGGGCCAUUCGUCUACGCAUGCUAGUCAGAGAAAUGAAAUUGGUGAAUGCACUGGAGAUGCAAAGGGAGCAUGCUUGCACCAACUUUUUGUUACAGUUAGUCCGAGACUGUGUAAUGCCAUUAGACGACAAUUAUCUCACUUCCAAAGCUUUGCUUCUGGUGGGGAAUUUUUGGUAGAAAGCAGUUCACUAGAUUUGGAUUAUAUCGAUGACACGGUGCAAUUCAAGGAUAUUCCAGAUUCUUUUGUUAAUAUCCCAUCGAAGUCAUACCCCCUUGUUAUCACUUUUCAUAAGUUUUUGAUGAUGCUUGAUGGAACAGUGGGUAAUUCGUACUUCUCAAGAUUUCCUGAUGCACAUAAACCUUCAAGAACCGUUACCCUGAAAACCUUUAUCAGAUCAAGAGAGGUUAAUUAUGAGAGAUUCAUAUCAUCUUACUGGCCCUAUUUCAAAUCCCAUCUAAUAAAAUAUCUUGACUCUUCUGCAGUUUUUACUGAGAUAAUUUCUCAUAUAAAAGGUGGGUUAGAAGCAGGAAAGGCCCAUGAUGGUAUACUCUCUCGUGAGGACUAUCUUUUACUAUCUAAGGCUCGGGUGUCUACUCUUACCAGGGAGCAAAGAGACAGAGUUUACGAUAUUUUUCUAGAAUAUGAAAAGAAAAAGUUCAAGAAGGGUGAAUAUGAUUUGUCUGACUUAGUAAUGGAUCUUCAUUUUCGACUUAGAAGUGAAAGAUAUGAAGGUGAUCACAUUGAUUUUGUGUACAUUGACGAGGUGCAGGACCUGACCAUGAGACAGAUUGCUCUUUUCAAGUAUGUCAGUAAAAAUAUUGAUGAGGGAUUUGUUUUCUCGGGUGAUACAGCACAAACUAUUGCUAAGGGGGUUCAUUUUAGGUUCCAGGAUAUACGCCAUUUGUUUUUCAAGGAAUUUGUAUUGGGCUCUAGAACCGAUGCAACUGAUGAAAAGAAAGAGAAAGGAAAAUUAUCGAAAAUUUUUCAUUUGAGCCAGAACUUUCGCACACAUGCUGGUGUGCUUAACUUAGCACAAAGUAUAAUUGACCUUCUUUACCAUUUCUUCCCUUUAACUAUUGAUGUAUUGAACCCUGAGACAAGCCUUAUAAAUGGGGAAGCUCCAGUUUUGAUUGAAUGUGGGAAUUUCAGAGAUGCAUUACCAACUAUUUUUGGAGAUAGCGAAAACGCCCAAGAGAAUGUUGGUUUUGGAGCGGAGCAGGUUAUAUUAGUGCGGAAUGAUUCUGCUAAGGAGGAAAUUUCUAAAUAUGUUGGAAAGAAAGCUCUUGUUCUGACAAUAUUGGAGUGCAAGGGCCUAGAGUUUCGGGAUGUCUUGUUGUGUAACUUCUUUGGGUCAUGCCCUUUCAAACACCAUUGGAGAGUCUUAUAUCAGUUUAUGAAUAAGAUUAAUUUGGUUGAUUCUAAAUCCCUUAUAUCUUUUCCAAGUUUUGAUGAGGCAAAACACAAUGUCUUGUGCUCUGAGCUGAAGCAACUAUAUGUGGCAAUAACUCGUACACGGCAAAGGUUAUGGAUCUGUGAUAUUAUAGAUGAAGUUUCCAAACCAAUGUUCGAAUACUGGGAAAAGUUGUCCCUCAUUCAGGUCAGAUGUCUGCAUGAUUUAGUUGCUCAGGGAAUGCAAGUUGCAAGCAGACCAGAUGAGUGGAGGUCACAGGGUUUCAAGCUCUUCCAUGAACAUAACUAUGAAAUGGCAAGACUCUGCUUUGAAAAAGCAGGGGACAUGUACAAUGAAAAGUUUGCUAGGGCUGCUAGUCUUCAAGCAUUGGCUAUUAGUAUAUCCAGUUCAAGUCCUCAAAUGGCCAAAAAUUACCUUAGUGAGGCUGCUGAUAUGUUUGAAGGCAUUGGCAAGGCUGAAUAUGCUGCCAAGUGUUUUUUUGAAAUGAGGAGUUACGAAAGAGCAGGGAGAAUUUAUAUGGAACAAUGUGGGGAACCUAUGCUGGAUAAAGCCGGGGAAUGUUUUUCUCUGGCAAGAUGCUACAAGAGUGCAGCUGAGGCCUAUGCUAAAGGAAACUAUUUCUCAGAGUGUUUGGCUGUAUGCAUUAAAGGAAGACUCUUCUACAUGGGUUUGCAGGUCAUCCAGCAGUGGAAACAAAACAGUAAGGGUGCUAUUAAAGAAAGUGGUGAAAUACACAGAAUUGAACAGAAUUUGUUAGAAGGAUGUGCCCGUCACUGUCAUGAGCUUAAAGAUCUCACAGGCAUGAUGAAGUAUGUUAGAGCUUUCCAUUCCUUUGAGUCGAUUCGCACUUUCUUGAGGGACUUAUGUUGUCUAGAUGAGCUUCUUUUGAUUGAAAAAGAAAAGGAAAACUUUGUUGAGGCUGCAAAUAUUGCAAAGUGCAUUGGAGAUAUAUCAUUAGAGGUUGAAAUGCUGGUGGAGGCUGGAUGUUUGGAAGAUUCUUCAAAGGCUAUUCUGCAGUAUGUGUUAGUCAAUUCUCUGUGGCAACCUGGAAGCGAAGGAUGGCCUUUGAAGCAGUUUAUACGAAAGAAGGAGCUUGUAAACAAAGCCAAAGUAAAUGCUGAGAGGGUUUCAAAGCAGUUUUAUGGAUUUAUCUGUACAGAGGUUGACAUCUUAUCACAUGAACAGAGUACCUUGUUUGAGCUGAAUGAGUAUUUUAGAUCUUCCCAGAAUAAUGGAAGUGUUAGAGGUGAAAUCUUAUCUGCUCGAAAAAUUAUUGAUGCUCACCUUCAUUUAAUAAGUAUCUUGGAGGAUAGGGGGAAAUCUGAUUUAUAUACCUAUCUGACAACACAUUCAGAAGAAAGAAUAUCCAGUAACCAGUUCUCCAUUGAAACUUUGGUUCACUUCUGGAAGUUUUGGAACUUCUGGAAGGAUGAGAUUGUGAAUAUAUUAGAAUAUCUCGGUGGAGCUAUUAAGAAAUAUGUGGAUUAUAAAGAGUUCUGUUUGAAUUACUUGGGUGUGCUGAAGCAGCCCAAUAAGCGAACUCCUCUUUACCUUGUGCUCUACCCUGAGGCAGAUUGGGUAAGAAAAACCGAUGACAGAUUUUUGCAUAGAAAUGGAAAAUUGGUCUUCAUUGAUGCUAGUCAGUUUGUCUCUGCUGCCAGGAGUUAUUGGUGUGCAGAAUUACUUUCUGUAGGCAUAAAGAUUUUGGAAAUUCUUGAAAACUUGUAUCAGUUCUGUACCAGGAAUUCCUUUCCUGUGUUUUGCCAAAGCAUUCCUCUUAUUUAUAUAUUUGAUGUGACUAAUUUUCUUAUGAAGACAGGGUCACUGCACUGCUGGCAUCCUCAUGCCGAGACACUCCAAAUGUUUCUUGAAAAAUCAAGUGAGCGCUUCUUUGGCUACAUAUAUCCCCUCGACUGGCGAAAAUCAUCUACUGAGGAUAUGGUGUCUCUCAGAGAAAAUAAGCUUGCUGGGAAUUUACUUAGAGAAGUUAUUCUUAAAAACAUCAGCUUGAAGGGAAACCUCACAUAUGGUCAAAUUGGGAGGGCAGUGAUGAUUAUGCUUGGGUCAUGUAAGCUAACUGACGAAUUUGCGGAAAGCUUUAAUAAGGAUUCACCAUGGAAAGACUUUAUUAAGAGACUUUGUGUUACUAAGAGAUCAGAACUGUCUUCAAAGAGUUCUGCUGCUGCUCAGGAAGAACUUUCAUUGAUUUUGAAGCUCCGUGAAGCACUGGAAGACACAAUGCCAACUGGCGAAAAGGAAUUGAUUUUGUGUCACCAGUUUGUUUCUAGUAUCUUGUGGAACACCUAUUGUUUUUAG
Molecule: messenger RNA, 10139 nt
Organism: Vitis vinifera (wine grape)
Lineage: Eukaryota; Viridiplantae; Streptophyta; Magnoliopsida; Vitales; Vitaceae
Exons: 11
Coding region: 3585-10139 (2184 amino acids)
Molecular function (GO): ATP binding; helicase activity
Source: RefSeq, a predicted model, not a curated record